GCUACUACCGUUGGAGCCUAUAAGGACGUAGCUGUAGCGUACAGAGAACGAAGGCUCGAACGCUUAAAAGAUAUGUGAAAAUAAUCGUUUAAAAACGUGUAAAAUUUGCAUUUGGCUUAUUUUUCACGUCCCAGUGUAUUAAUUAUUUGCAUCGCGUUAGUAAUCUUCAUGGAAAAGAUCAGUUUCUCAUAGUUUCAUGUAGCCUCUUAUUCCAGCGAAAAGUGCGUGCGCGUUGUGUUCUUCGAGUGAUUCGUGAUGCGCGACGAACGAUUUGUAAAAGUAUUUGAACGAACGUGUUCGCGUUGUAACAGUUGAAACUGCUUGUUUGAACAAUUUUUAGCGUUCUAUAGAAUGCGUGGAAUAAAUUCUUGCUACACCAAUCUAGUUGAAAGCGUGAAAAAUAAUAACAUAACUCUACUCAGAUAUAAUAGUUCGGCGCGCCUUUCAAAUUGUGUUAGAGAUUUGCCUGACGCCCAGUUAUGCCUAUCUGCGAUACAUCGGCAUUAGUUAUUAAAGUUUGCAAAUUAUAUUAAAAUUUAGUUCACUGAACCUUAUCCGCAGAGCUUAUAAAAGUUUAUGAUUAUUCACGAAUUAUGUAACUGGUAACAAUUCUAUUCCGUGAUAGAAGACAUUAUAUACUGUUAGAAUGGAAGAAGAAAUUGUAGUAGAUGAUAUAGAUGAAAAUAGUAACUCGGAGACACUACAGUCAGAUGAUCCAACAACAUCCGUUAUGCCUUUAUUAUAUAUUCAACAAAAUAAAUUGCGUUCUGCACCACCGACAACAACAAAUCAAGCCAUGGUUUCGUCCAAUGCAACACAACUUGCUGCUAUUAUUAAUCCAGUCAAUAAUCAGAUUGUCACUGGGCAAAAUAAAGUAUUUAUACAAGGGCCAAGUCAGGUUACUACUUCCCAAAGCAAACAACAUAUUGUAAUUCAUCGGCCAAUUAAUACUGUUAGUACUACAACAACUUCGCAAGGCCAGAAACAUAUUCUGCUCAGAAAGUCUAAUACGUCUACUGCUCAGAUUGUGCCCUUAAGUACUUCUCAGGGAAAUCAAAGUAAUACCCAAGCUGGCAAGCAUACGUUUGCAUAUCUUGGAACGCUCAUCAAACCCAACAAGUCACGUGAAUCUGUUGUUAUUCCAGCAGGUGCUCUAACAACGACUCAAAUAGCUAAACCAAAAUUGGUAAUUGCACCAGUUAUAUCUCAAUUAGCUCAGACAUCAACAAAUACAACCGCAGGAUCUCAAAGUCAACCUCCUAAACACAUGGCAAAUUUAUUAUUACCUGUCAGUAUUCCUCAACAAAGUGGACCUACUAAAUCUAGCAUGUUUAAUUUAAAAAUUAAUAAUGGCCAAAUUAACAGCGAUAACAAAGGAACUAUUACAGUUUUACGGGAGUCCAAAACAACAAAUUCAGCCACACAUCCACCGCCUUUACAUCCUAUUGCAAAAAUGAGUUUAUUAAAUGCAAAUAAAGGAAAUAAUAAUUCCACAGACAGUAUAAAAAUUACAGAAAAUCCAGAUUCAGCUGUCAUUACUCCUAUUCCAAAAAAGGAUGACAUUAAUAUGCCUGAGAAAAGAAAAAAGACCAUAAGUAAUAUAUUAAGAGGAUCCACCGAAAAGAGACUGAAAAAACAAAAUCUUUCAAAGUCCCCUCAGGAAAGUAUGGUUGAUGUAAGUUAUGCUCUAAGUAGUCCAGAAUCAGAGCAAGACAAGGACAAAAAAGUUCAAAAUGAUGAUGAUAUUACAUUGAUUAAAGUAGUUCCUAGUGAAGAUAAAAGUAUAAAACUUCCUAACACAAAUAUGGAUGAUGAUAUAAAAAUAGAAAUUAUUAAAACACGCACAAAUUGUGGUGUUGAGUCAAUUUCAGACAAUAAAACAGACUCUAAAAUUAAUAAUCACGAAGAUUUAAAGGAUCAUUUAAAUACAACGCAUACAAAUGAUUCAAAUUUCGAUGCUACAAAAGUAUUAGAUUGGAAAGAUGGUGUCGGUACACUUCCUGGAAGUACUUUAAAGUUUUGUAUGAACGAAUUCGGUAUUAUGGAAGUAGUAGAUGAGGAUGAAACCAACAAACAAAGUAAAGAUAGUAUUGGUGAUAAAGAAAACGUUUGUUCGACUCAAAAUUCUUCAAAAUCCAGUCCCCCAACUGUGAAUAAUAUUAAUGCCGAGAAGAAACCCGAUGAUAGGAAAUCUAGGACUAUUUCGGCUGACACAAUGUAUCAUUGUGAAGGUUGUGGGUGCUAUGGUUUAGCAGCAGAAUUUGAAAGUCCAAUAUCGUGUAGUCCAUCGUGUACAGAAAUAAUAGAAGCUAAGAAACAACCUGCAAUACGAAAAGAGAAAGAUUUAAAAGAUUUACGUGCGAAACGGAAACGUAAAAAGUUAUUGCAGGAACAACAACAGUCUAAAGAAACGGACGAAAAGUUGGAGGAAAAAGUACAAGAUAAAAUAAAAUCAGAAACGGAUGAAGAUACGAAAGAUACUAUUACAGCUAUGGACGAUGAGAGCCAAGGAGAUUCCGCCGAAUCUAAGUAUCCUUGGCAGACAGGAAAACUUGGAUUUUCAUGGUCUAAAUAUUUGGAGCACUGUAAAGCAAAAGCGGCGCCUGUUAAGCUGUUCAAGGAUCCUUUUCCAUACACUAAAAACCAUUUCAAAGUUGGCAUGAGACUAGAAGGAAUAGAUCCCGAACAUCCGUCACGUUAUUGUGUUCUUACAGUCGUUGAAGUAGUAGGUUACAGAAUACGUUUGCAUUUCGAUGGAUACCCAGAAAAUUAUGAUUUCUGGGUAAAUGCAGACAGUAUGGAUAUCUUUCCUGCUGGAUGGUCAGAGAAAAAUGGACAUCGAUUAGACCCACCGAAGGGUUAUGUAGCUAGUAAUUUUAAUUGGAACGCGUAUCUUAAAAUUUGCAAGGCUACCGCAGCACCGAAAAAUAUAUUUUCAAAUAAAAGUUCGGUCUUUCCAACUGGUUUCCGCGUAGGAAUGAAAUUGGAAGCGGUAGAUAGAAAACAUUCUUCGCUGGUUUGUGUAGCUAGUAUAGCAGGCCUAAUGGAUUCUCGCAUAUUGGUACAUUUCGAUUCUUGGGACGAAGUGUACGAUUAUUGGGCCGAUGCAAGUUCUCCGUACAUUCAUCCUGUAGGAUGGUGUCAUCACAAUGGUCACAGUCUCACACCACCAAACAAUUAUAAAGACCCAAAAUCUUUCACAUGGGAUGCAUAUCUUAGAGAAACUCAUUCUAUGGUUGCCCCAGCUAGAGCUUUUAAACAACGGCCGCCUUGUGGAUUCAAGCGUGGAAUGAAACUCGAAGCAGUCGAUAAACGCGUACCUCAAUUAAUAAGGGUAGCAACGGUUGAAGAUGUAAAAGAUCACAUGUUAAAAAUACGAUUUGAUGGGUGGCCAGAAAAUCACGCUUACUGGGUCGACGACGAUUCUCCGGAUAUACAUCCUAUGGGCUGGUGUUUGAAAACUGGUCAUCCCUUGGAACCACCAUUGACACCGGAUAACUUGAAUGACAGGCCAGAGUGUGGAACCUAUGGUUGCAGGGGAAUAGGGCACGUAAAAGGACCUAAGUAUGCUACGCACAAUUCUGCGUCUGGUUGUCCAUAUUCACCUCAAAAUCUUCAUAAAGUUAGGCAGUUGUCAGAUAGGCUCAAUUUAAAACAUGAAACGUGUGAUUUUGAGGACGAUGUACAAGAUAAACCAAAAACAGAAAAGACUGAUAAAAUAAAAAUGGAAAAGUCUGAGAAAUUCGAGAAACUCGAGAAAUCAUUCUUUUCGGACGAACGCUUAACGAAGACUGAGAAAGAUAUUAAGCAAGAGGAUGGUGAUUUCUUCGAUAAACAUGACAGGCCUGAAAAUCUAGAAAAGUUAAGUAGAUCGAAACACCAUCACAGCGAUGGACAAACAGACGACGAUGAACUUUUGAGGAAGAGAAAGAAAAGACGACAGAUAUCCGAAGAGAAUUUAUACUCUCUAUCAAAUACUUAUAGCGACUCGCCAUUAACUUCGAUACCUUAUGCCGCAAAUAUGCCCGAUAAGCAGCUGCGUACAGAAUUGUACCAAUCGGUGUAUAAUCCUGGAUAUAAUCCAUUACCGGAUGCACCACACAUAUGGGCAAAACAUAGCAACGCUUUAAACAGGGUAGUAGCGAAGCAAAAUACGAAUCCCCGAAGGUGGUCGAACGAGGAAGUUAUUAAGUUUAUACAGAGCGUGCCCAAUUGUAAAGAAAUUGGAAAUAUUUUCAGGAAACAUAAUAUUGAUGGAGAGGCAUUUUUAAUGUUAACUCAAGAGGACUUGGUGUCGUUAUUGGGAUUACGUCUUGGCCCUGCUAUUAAAUUAUACAAUAGUAUAGUUCUUCUGCGACGGAGGGCAACAUGAAUGUUGUGCGAUGAACGCACACAUAAUUGGAUAUUGCAAAGUGUAAAGUGGCAGCUAUCGCGAUGAUAAUGUCAAACAUAUUUAUUUGAGAAUUUUAACGAAUCAUCGAGAUAGAAAGGUACAUAUUUUCUAUCGAGAUUAGGGAUGUUGGUUUCAUCAGUAGAAAGAGAAAACAAAGAAGGAAUUUUUAAAUUCAAUGACACGAAAGAUCGAUCGUCGAAGAGUGAAAAGACAAUUGUGUUUAAAAUUGAAAUGGACGAUUCCCCCGACUUUAUAAAAUAUAAGCAUAGCUCGAAUUUACGCGCAUGAUAAGUACUUACGAUUGUCCGUUUUAAUUUUUCUUAUACAGUGAAGUGCAUUCGAUCAUGUACAAAUGUAAAUAUUAAUGAUCUUAAUAAUUAAAUAUUGUAAUACAAAAAUAAGAAAAAUGUCUUGAAGUAAUUUUCUUAACCUACAAUGCUUGUU
Molecule: messenger RNA, 4837 nt
Organism: Megachile rotundata (alfalfa leafcutting bee)
Lineage: Eukaryota; Metazoa; Arthropoda; Insecta; Hymenoptera; Megachilidae
Gene: l(3)mbt
Product: lethal (3) malignant brain tumor
Biological process (GO): negative regulation of DNA-templated transcription
Cellular component (GO): nucleus
Molecular function (GO): histone binding; zinc ion binding; chromatin binding
Source: RefSeq, a predicted model, not a curated record